This is a messenger RNA of Eurytemora carolleeae, 2166 nucleotides long. RefSeq lists its product as uncharacterized. The transcript has 3 exons. The coding region runs from base 507 to 1634 and encodes 375 amino acids. Gene Ontology annotation, molecular function: DNA-binding transcription factor activity. The record is from RefSeq and is a predicted model, not a curated record. NCBI's taxonomy places the organism in Eukaryota, Metazoa, Arthropoda, Copepoda, Calanoida, Temoridae. Gene Ontology annotation, biological process: regulation of DNA-templated transcription.
CUGUAACCUGCCCCAUUCAGUGCGUAGACAUGACAAUUAACUGCUAGUCGGGAUAUUACUUACACGAGGCAGGGAGUGCAAAACGUUUUGUGUUUAAACCAUCAAGGGGUUCUCCUUGAUUUUGAAGCAGAGUGAAAUCAGUUAUAAAAUCUCCCCGAUAUUUUCGGGUGAAAUAUCCGCUGAAACUACAAGAGCGGAAUACAUACUUAAUCCACGUGUUUAUCUAGAAGUUGCUUGCAGCUUCUAGAACGUUCGGAUCCGUUCCGAACUCGUGGAACAGCGUCUCCCUGGAGCUAGGGAACAGGAAGGCUUUAGAUCUGCUGGCUGCAGGAACCAGCAAGGAACAAGCAGGAGAGAUAAUCUUGCAACAACAGCUUUACCCAAUUAGUAUUAAAACAGGAAGGAUUCAUCCAGACAGACUUGCAGUUGUCAACAUUCCUAGAACCAAGGACACUCUACUCAGCUAUAUCUCAGUAUGUCCUCUCACACAAACUAUCGACACGAAAAUGUUGCAACAACUGCUGCCAGCCUCCCUCGGAAGGGGCGGGGGGAGCGACCCUUUGGGGCACCUCCUUCCAAGCACAGACUGCGACUGGGAGCAAGAACUGCUCUCCGUCGCAAAUUGUCCGACGAAACUCGGCACGAUAUCGACCGCCCUUGAUCAUGGACCAUCGACUCUGAACACCCCAAUUAUUGAGAUUAAUCAAGAUAUCAUGUUCUCAAAUGCGCCCAAAAAAGAAACUAUUAUGGCCGAACUUAGCGUCGACUUGGCUCCGCCAUCAUCCGGCAUUUUCGACGAUCUCUGGACUAUCCCGGGAACACCUGAAGCACAAGAACUUCUCCAUGCUCCUCUUACUCAUGUGGAAGGAAAGUCUGAACCAAAUACAGAAUUCACCGAACAUUCUACUAUUUCCAACAGCUACGAUUAUGUUAUCGAGAGUGACGAUGAUAAUAGCAUGAUUGUCGAGGCUAAAGAGGAAGUCCCAGACGUCUUGCAGUGGAUCGUCGACGAUACAAUAAAUCAGAAUUCAGAAAUCCCAGGAGAGGAAUUUCACACUCCGGCCACCGUCGUUCUGGAGCCGCCGUAUUCUGAGUACUUGCCGUCCACUUCUGUUGGAACAGAUCCUGUUAGUCCAGUCUUGAAGCCUACUCCUUUUAGCAGACUUGAAACUGUUAGAGCCCCUGGUGCCAGCAUGAGCACAAGAGGAGGAGAAGGAGGCGGACCUGUUCGUCAGAAAAGAGGGCGUGGCCGUCCUCCAGUUCCCAUGGGACGACAGAUCACUCCGAAAGUCGCGAAACCUCGUAUAACAAGCGGUGAUGAAAGUGAUCAUGUGUAUUCCGCCACCGAGGGUAAUCUGACCGACGCGGAAGUGUCCGACAUGAGGUAUCGCCGAAUGCGCGAUUUAAACAACGAAGCCUCGAAACGUUGCCGUGAAAAUCGAAAACUCAAGAACGAACUUCUAGAGGCUGAAUUCGAGAUCCAGCGUGAUCGCAAUGUUGAGCUUCGCGCGCGUCUCACGCGAUUGGAGAAUCGAGUGCGACAGAUUAAGACCCUGUACCUUCAGCACAUUGCUUCCGGCCAGAACGCAGAUUUGCCGGAUAUAACCCAGCCAUGGACGCCGAAGGAUUUUUAGCAUAAACGUCGGGACGAUUUGAUAGAAGAUUAUCUAUUUGAGCAUCGGUCAAAUACUAGUGCAAGGAAAAUAGAAGAGUACCCUGGAGAAGAACAAAAACUGGUUUUCUACCCUACUCAGCCUGGAAAAGUGAUCAGAACAAAUAUGCCUUGUGAGAAGGAGAACUUAUUUGUGAAAACACUGAAGAAGGGUGAUGUGAACUAUUUUUGUCCAUUCUUAAAACUUUUUUCGUGCAUGAUUUGUACCAUAUAUAUUCUUACUAUUUAGCAUAAGAUUUUGAAGAAUUCCGCUUAAGGAAUUUUUUCUCCUGCACUUCUUGCAGUGAAUUCUCCAUCAUGUAAUCUUAAGAUAAAAGAGUGUAAAACCAACUAAAAAAUACAAAACUUAAAAUAACCUAAAAAGUUAUACUGUUACUAUUCUAUACUUUCCCAAAUUUGCCAUUUUAUGCACUCAGUUCGGAUCCGAUUAAAAAGAAUGUUACAAUUUUGAUGUGAUGAAAAUUUAUAAUAGAAAAAUAAAUAAAUUGGCAUUA